GCUUCCAUCGCCAUGAAUUCAUCCCCAAUCAUUCUCUCCCUCCUUCUAAUCACCCUUCAUUUCCUCUCUUUCACCUCAAAUUCCUUCCUUUUUCAAACCACUCAAAUCCGGUCAAUUAUUUUGUUUCAGGGUUCAUUAUAUGAAGAGAAAACCAGACUGGGUUCGACGCCGCCAAGCUGUCACAACAAGUGCAAUCUCUGCCACCCAUGCAUGGCGGUGCAGGUGCCGACGGUGCCGGGAGUCCGGCCGCCAGGGACGGCGGCGGCGAUGGAGUACUACGAUCGACAGCCAACUCCUUCUUCAUUGGGAAACAGGUACUCAAAUUACAAGCCACUUGGGUGGAAAUGCAGAUGUGGGGGUCAUUUCUAUAACCCUUAAUUAGUUUCUUUUUCUUUUUCUUUUUAAUUACAAAACAUCACCAUGUAACCUUUCCAUCUAGUUUAUGAUGUCACCAGAAAUCAAUUUUUUUAAAAUGAA
This is a messenger RNA of Cynara cardunculus var. scolymus (artichoke), 477 nucleotides long. Its product is annotated as EPIDERMAL PATTERNING FACTOR-like protein 1. Gene Ontology annotation, biological process: guard cell differentiation; stomatal complex development. The transcript has 2 exons. Lineage: Eukaryota; Viridiplantae; Streptophyta; Magnoliopsida; Asterales; Asteraceae. The record is from RefSeq and is a predicted model, not a curated record. Bases 13 to 378 code for a protein of 121 amino acids.